UGGGAGAGCUUAGCGCACCAGCAGCUUCGGCAACAUGGCGGGCCUGAUAAAUGCACUCAGCACGGCAGUGUCUCCGUAUGUUAUGCCAGCCGUUGAGAAGAACGUGGUGCCUGAUUUUGUGGUUCGAUUCGGCGUUCGGAGACAAUGCGGCCACCGACUCCAGGAUAUCGCUCGGGGCACCUCAGUCGAACAGCUAGCUCGCAAGGAGGCUCUCAUUGAAGAGCUCAAGAAGAUGCCGAUCGCGACUCAGCAAGACGCGGCAAACGAACAGCACUACGAAGUGAACGCGGCCUUCUACCACCUCGCGCUCGGGCCGCGACUCAAGUACUCCUCGGGCUUCUGGCCCAAGAGCGACAGCACCUUCGAAGAAUCCGAAGUGGCCAUGCUCGAGAUGUACUGCGACAGGGCGAAGCUCGAGGACGGCAUGAAGAUCGUUGACCUCGGCUGCGGGUGGGGCUCGCUGACGCUCUUCCUGGCGGAGAAGUACCCCAACGCGUCCAUCACGUCCAUCUCCAACUCAGCGUCGCAGAAGACGUACAUCGACGGACAGUGCAGGGAGCGAGGGUUCGGCAACGUCCGCGUGAUCACGGGCGACAUCAAUGAGUUCGACCUGGGAGAGGAGGACAAGGGGUCCUUCGACCGCGUGAUGAGCAUAGAGAUGUUUGAGCACAUGAAGAACUACAAGCUCCUCAUCGCGAAGAUCAGCGGCUGGCUCUCUCCCGGCGGGAAGCUCUUCGUGCACAUCUUGAAGCACAAGGACCACCCGUACCACUUCUUCCAGGAGGAGGGGGGGAGGGCGCAGUAUUUUUUUUGGGGGGAAAGGAUGCCUUGGGAGGCCCUCUUGUUUCAUUUUCAGGAAGACCUUAGGAUAGAGGGGCACUGGCGAGUCAACGGGACCCACUACGCCAGGACGUCAGAGGCGUGGCUCAGCAGGAUGGACGAGAACAAGGAAGAGAUCAUGCCGAUCCUAGGGGAAAUAUACGGCGAGGGAACGGAGCUGAAGUGGUUCGUGUACUGGCGGUUGUUCUUCAUUGCUUGCGCGGAGCUGUUCAACUACAGGAAGGGCGAGGAGUGGAUGGUGUCGCACUAUCUCUUCGCAAAGCCGGAGUAGUGGUAGCAGCAGCA
Molecule: messenger RNA, 1125 nt
Organism: Ectocarpus siliculosus
Lineage: Eukaryota; Phaeophyceae; Ectocarpales; Ectocarpaceae
Source: the annotation of a GenBank genome assembly